AUGGCUGCCUCCGCCUGGCCCUGCCUGCUGCUGUGCGUCGGGGCCGCGGCCUUGAGCGUCGGUCCGGCCCCGCCGAGCAUCCGCUUGCCACUGCGGGGAGGAUCGGCCCCGCCGCCGGGCGCCAGGGCGAGGAGAGCGCCGGAGGAGGCGGAGAGGAGGAGCGCCUUCGUGGAGAUGAUCGAUAACUUGCGGGGCAAGUCCGGGCAGGGCUACUAUGUGGAGAUGACGGUGGGCAGCCCCCCGCAGAAGCUCAAUAUCCUGGUGGACACUGGGAGCAGUAAUUUUGCUGUGGGAGCUGCACCUCACCCCUUUCUUCGGAGAUACUACCAGCGGCAGCUGUCCAGCACCUACCGUGACCUGCGGAAGGGUGUGUAUGUGCCCUACACCCAGGGCAAGUGGGAAGGGGAGCUGGGCACUGACCUUGUCACUAUCCCCCACGGCCCCAACGUCACUGUCAGAGCCAACAUUGCUGCCAUCACGGAGUCAGACAAAUUCUUCAUCAAUGGCUCCAACUGGGAAGGGAUCCUGGGGCUGGCCUAUGCAGAGAUUGCCCGGCCUGAUGACAGCUUGGAGCCCUUUUUUGAUUCCCUGGUGAAGCAGACCCAGGUGCCCAACAUCUUCUCCCUCCAGCUUUGUGGGGCAGGCUUCUCAUCCAAUGAAACGGAGACCUUGGCAUCAGUGGGAGGCAGCAUGAUCAUUGGUGGCAUCGACCGCUCGCUGUACGUGGGUGACAUCUGGUACACACCCAUCCGCAAGGAGUGGUACUACGAGGUCAUCAUUGUCAGGCUGGAGGUCAAUGGGCAGGACCUGAACAUGGACUGCAAAGAGUACAACUAUGACAAGAGUAUCGUGGACAGCGGCACCACCAACCUCAGGCUGCCGAAGAAGGUGUUUGAGGCUGCAGUGAAAUCCAUCAAAACAGCUUCUUCGACGGAGAAGUUCCCAGAUGGCUUCUGGCUGGGGGAGCAGCUGGUUUGCUGGCAGGUGGGCACCACCCCCUGGCACAUCUUCCCCGUUCUGUCCCUCUACCUGAUGGGGGAGGCCACCAACCAGUCCUUCCGGAUCACCAUCCUUCCCCAGCAAUACCUGCGCCCAGUGGAGGAUGUGGCCACCUCUCAGGAUGACUGUUACAAGUUCGCCAUCUCUCAGUCCUCCACAGGCACUGUCAUGGGCGCUGUCAUCAUGGAAGGUUUCUACGUGGUCUUUGACCGUGCCCGCAAGCGCAUUGGCUUUGCUGUCAGUGCCUGCCACGUGCACGACGAGUUUCGGACAGCCGCAGUGGAGGGGCCCUACCUGCACUCCAACAUGGAGGACUGCGGCUACAACAUCCCACAGACGGAUGAGUCCACCUUGAUGACCAUUGCUUAUGUCAUGGCAGCCAUCUGCGCCCUGUUCAUGCUGCCUCUCUGCCUCAUGGUGUUCCAGUGGCGCUGCUUCCGCUGCCUGCGACGGGACCACGAUGACUUUGCUGAUGACAUAUCUUUGCUGAAGUGACACCGGAGCGUGGGGGCAGCCCCGGGACAGCAGGUGAGGCAGCAGGGCGAGGAGAGGUCCUUUCGUUGGAGGCUAGAGCAUGGAGACUGGACAUCAGCGUAGGGUGCUCACACAGUCAGCCCAGGCCCUCCUGGCUGCAGGGACCCAGUGCCCUUUGAGUUAAUGGGCCAGGAGCAACCCAGUACCAGGAGCAGAAUGCCAGCACUGAGGCUCGAGUCCCGGGCUUGAGUCCCUGGGUCACCAUCACCCAGAGCAGCAUUUGCAUAGCAGGACAGGAGAGGCAACACCAGCACUGGGGAGCAGGUGGAGAUCAGGUCCCAGCAGCAGGUUAGGAUCCCCCUCUGUGCUCCAAAGGCGUUGCCCUGGUUCUGACACCAGCCACCCCUUGCUGACCUACAGCAAAACUUCAGUGUGUACUUGCAGCCUGUCAGGCAGCAGCAUGUGCAAGGGCAGCUUGGGGAGCCUCAGGCCUCAGCUGCUUUUGUCUAGGAUCCUCAGAUGUAGCUUGGCUGCUAUUGGGUGACAGCACAGCAACCCUGUUUCACCUGUAGCCUCUGGAAGGACUGGGUGCAAGUGUCUGCUCUGGCACAAAAAUGAGCUGAGCUUUCCCUAGCUGUCCUGCCAAGACUUUCCAAAUUGAUGAGCCAUCACCCCAUUUCUGUCCCCCUCCCUCCCCCAGUGCUGCAUCUGCCCUUCUCAGCCUGCACUGUAGGGAAGCUGCUGGCAUAGGCUCUCCGUGUAGUGAACUGUGCGUGUGUGCAUGUGCGCUGUAGCUGUGCCUGCCCCACGCAGCUCCCCUCCCCAUGACACCUGUGAGCUGGACUCCAGAGAGUGCAUCUCCAGAGCCAUUGCCCCCAGGCCUGGGCCUGUAGAAAACACCACACAGUGCCAGCCUGAAGCUGCCUUGGAGUGAGAGAAGGCAGAAGUUGGGGGACAGCUGCUCCCACCCUCCUGCUCCCCUGUACAGUGCACACUCUAACAUGUGCUGUGGCAUUUCCCCUGUCCUCCCGACCUGCCCUUCCAUUGCUGCCAGCCCCAGACCUCUCUGCGCCCACCCUGCCUCGCUGCCUCCCAGGACAGGCAGCCAUCCUCUCCUGACUCCAUUUUUUGACCACCACGUCCCCUUGGGGGACAGGGAACUGCCUCACCUGCGUCCCAGAUCCACAGUGUUUGCUGCGUAGAAGCUGCUGGCUGCCGCCCUCCAGCCCUGGGGACAACAGCCUCUGCUCCAGGACACGGGGUUCUCUUCCCUGCGCUUCACGGCCCCUCGGACUGAACGGGAACAAAGGAAGGAGCUCGGAACGAGCAGAAACCGCGUGCCAGGAGAGAGCUUACCCGUUCCCCCGCCUGUCGCCUGUUUGAAAGCCAUAGGGGAGCCAGCGCCGGCUCGGCGGCCCCACCUGCAGCUGCUGCCUCGCCUCAGCAGCCAGCGCACCCGGCUGCAGACACGCUCGGACCUGGGCUCCUGCCCCCAAGGCAAGAGACCCCUAGCAGCACUGGGGAAAGGAGGUGUCUGUGGGAACUGCAGCAUUUCUUGUUUUUCUAAACACAUGGUUGUAUUUA
This is a messenger RNA of Centrocercus urophasianus (Greater sage-grouse), 3057 nucleotides long. RefSeq names its product beta-secretase 1 (gene BACE1). The transcript has 9 exons. The record is from RefSeq and is a predicted model, not a curated record. Gene Ontology annotation, molecular function: aspartic-type endopeptidase activity. Lineage: Eukaryota; Metazoa; Chordata; Aves; Galliformes; Phasianidae. Gene Ontology annotation, cellular component: trans-Golgi network; membrane; endosome. Gene Ontology annotation, biological process: amyloid-beta metabolic process; membrane protein ectodomain proteolysis. Bases 1 to 1494 code for a protein of 497 amino acids.